GGCGGGGUCGCGGCUCCUCCCCUGGCCCGGGCUGCGCCGCCGGACCCGCCUGAGGGGCUGCGCGCCGAGGCGGCUGGUACCGUCCGGAGCACCCAGCAGCCGAGGCGGCGGAGGACCCUGGACCCUCCUCACGCCCAGCGGACCCAGGUUUACCCUGAACCUGAAGCCAGAAGGCCCCCACCCCAAGGAGCUGAGGUGCCUCCCCCUCCCAUAUGAACAAGAGAGGGCUCUGGAAGAAGCCAUUUCAGCAGCUCAUCAGGACCCUUUAGAAGAAGGGGCUCAGAGCAACCGGCUCACCACCCAUUCCUCCUUCUCAAGAAAGGAAGGAAGAAAAAAAGGAAGGAAGGAGUAAAGCCCCUUCUACCAACCAUGACACUAAACACCCAGCAGGAAGCAAAGACCUCCCUGCGCCGUCGAGCCAGCACUCCACUGCCCCUGUCCCCCCGGGGCUGCCAGCCUGGCCUGAGAACAGCACCCUCCACUCAGUCCCAGCAUCCCCGGCUAGGCCAGUCAGCCUCCCUCAACCCUCCUGUCCAGAAACCUUCAACUGCCCCUGAUGAUUGGUCCUCUGAAUCCAGCGACUCUGAAGGCUCCUGGGAGGCCCUCUACCGUGUGGUGCUACUUGGAGAUCCUGGUGUAGGGAAGACCAGCCUGGCCAGUCUCUUUGCAGGGAAGCAAGAAAGGGACCUCCAUGAGCAGCUGGGAGAAGAUGUGUAUGAGAGGACCCUCACGGUGGAUGGAGAGGACACCACACUGGUAGUCGUGGACACCUGGGAGGCCGAGAGACUGGAUAAAAACUGGAGCCAGGAGUCGCGCCUGGAAGUAGGCAGCGCCUAUGUCAUCGUGUACUCCAUCGCGGAUCGAGGCAGCUUUGAGAGCGCCUCUGAGCUCCGCAUUCAGCUGCGGCGCACACAUCAGGCGGAUCACGUGCCCAUCAUCCUCGUGGGCAACAAGGCAGACCUAGCCCGCUGCCGGGAAGUCUCCGUGGAAGAGGGCCGCGCCUGCGCCGUCGUGUUCGACUGUAAAUUCAUCGAGACGUCGGCGGCACUGCAGCACAACGUGGCAGAGCUCUUCGAGGGAGUGGUGCGCCAAUUGCGCCUGCGCCGCCGGAACAGCUCGGCCCGAGAUCCGACUGCACCCCAACGGCCAGUCAGCUUUGGGCAGCGCGCCCGUCGCUUCCUUGACCGUCUGACUGCCCGCAGCGCCCGUCGCCGAGCACUUAAGGCCCGCUCCAAGUCUUGCCACAACCUGGCGGUGCUCUGAGGCCGUUUUCUCUUCUGAAGGUGGCGGAUCACUGGAGGUGCAUUCUGGGCUAUACUAACGCCACCGAGGGGCAAAAGUGCCAUUACCUGGAACAGGCAUUGUGGACCUUGCUUGCCCACUGCGCUGAUAAAGGGAUCAUCACCUGUGGCCAGAGCCUCGGCGACCCCUCUCCUGCCCGCCUCUCCGGCCUUGGGGAAGUGAUGGACAGGUUACAGGGCUGAAACCCCAAGCUGGGCACAAAGUAGGGUUUCUUACGUAGAGGAUGUCUUUUUGUAAAAAUCUUCCUUGUCCUUGGGGUUUGGCCAACCCCAGUCUGAAUGCCCAGACCCCUGGUAGUCUUCCAAGAUCUCCACCUCCUGCCUUCCCUUCUAGACUGGCUGCAGACUAGUUUAGCCUGCUGGCCUAGGUGUCAGGGCCAAUCAAUAAAGUAAUUGUACCAUUUUUGUUCUCAGGCUCCUCUCCCAAUCACUGGUGACGGUUCCUGACCCAGAUCUUUGAGACAGACAAUGGAUCACAAACAACCCGCUUGGUGUGAUGACCUGCUAUUUUCUUAUUAACUCAUUUUUUAGAUUAUAGAGUCACAAAAUAUCUGGAAGGAAUCUCAGCACUCAGCCCUGGCAAUAUAAUUGCUGGGGUUUGUUAGGAGCUGACUAUGUACUAAGCUGGGAGGAGGGUGCUCGAAUUAACCCCUAAUGUUACCAAUUAGGAAACUGAGGCACAGGACAGUGAAAGCUUAUGUCCAAGAUGUUACAAAACGCUAUAGACCUAAGGGAGAUGAACCUAAAAACACAAUUUGACAUACAAUUAAAAAGAGGGAGCAUAACUCUAUAAAUCCCCAAGAUGAGCGCCAACUUAGUCCAAUUCACUUGUUUUCCAAAUAUGGAAACUGAAACCUAGAGAGGGGAAGUGAGCACCCCAAGGCCAC
Messenger RNA from Nycticebus coucang (slow loris), 2188 nucleotides. RefSeq names its product RRAD and GEM like GTPase 1 (gene REM1). Gene Ontology annotation, cellular component: plasma membrane. The transcript is spliced from 5 exons. Gene Ontology annotation, biological process: negative regulation of high voltage-gated calcium channel activity. Gene Ontology annotation, molecular function: GTPase activity; calcium channel regulator activity; GTP binding. The record is from RefSeq and is a predicted model, not a curated record. Bases 370 to 1263 code for a protein of 297 amino acids. Lineage: Eukaryota; Metazoa; Chordata; Mammalia; Primates; Lorisidae.